Oncorhynchus nerka (sockeye salmon) is the source of this 5581-nucleotide messenger RNA. Its product is annotated as titin-like. Bases 1 to 5040 code for a protein of 1679 amino acids. Gene Ontology annotation, molecular function: protein binding. The transcript has 5 exons. The record is from RefSeq and is a predicted model, not a curated record. NCBI's taxonomy places the organism in Eukaryota, Metazoa, Chordata, Actinopteri, Salmoniformes, Salmonidae.
AUGCGAAAGACUCUUCUUGUAAAGGACGGCAGUUUGUUCACCUUAACUGUGCCGUUCAGCGGGAAACCUGUUCCUAACGUUAUGUGGGACAAGGCAGAUGUUGACCUGAGAGUGAGGGCCAGUAUUCAUACCACUGGUACCGUCACGUCUAUCACGGUGGAACAAGCAACAAGAGACGACUCUGGAAAAUAUACAGUGACUUUACAAAACGUUGCUGGAAAAGUCACAUGUACGUUAAAUGUCAGGGUUCUUGACUCUCCUGGUCCACCGUGCCGUGUUGCGAUCAAGGAUGUUACCAAGAGCUCUGCAACAGUUGCCUGGGAUACCCCAGAAAACGAAGGUGGUGCUGCUGUCACCAACUACCUUGUUGAUAUUCGUGAGGUGAACAACAAGGGAUGGACCAGAGUCACAGAUUCAUGUCCUCGUCUGACCUACAGAGUGUCAGAUCUACAAGAGGGAGGUGUGUACUACUUCAGAGUCACUGGUGAAAACCAGUAUGGAACCGGCUUGCCAACUGAGACCAAAUACGGAGCAAUGAUUACAGACAAGAGUGACCCGAAGCCACUGGCCAAGCCAGUAAAGGACGACACAAUAGAACCCAUCAUAGAUCUAAUGAGCACCUCAUACAGUGUCAAGGCAGGAGACGACCUGAAGAUCGAUGUUCCAUUUAGAGGCAGACCUGAACCUGAGGUUUCAUGGAACAAAGAUGGUGUUGAAUUGAAGGAGACAACCAGGGUUAGCUUUCUAACAUCUAAUAACUCAUCACUAAUCACUAUCAGAAACACAACCAGGGAGGAAUCAGGGAACUAUGAGAUCACCUUAAGCAACACAGUUGGUAGAAAAUCAGCCAUAAUAGCUGUUGUCAUCUUGGAUAAACCUGGCCCACCUGGUGCAAUCAAGGUAGAUGAAGUCAACGCUGACUAUAUUUCACUGUCUUGGGAUCCCCCACUCUACGAUGGUGGAUGUCCAAUCAGCAACUACGUAGUAGAGAAGAGAGAUACUACCACUACAUCAUGGAAGACUGUUUCAUCCACAGUUGCCAGAACAUCUAUUAAGGUUCCUCGUUUGACACAAGGCACUGAAUAUCAGUUCCGAAUUGCAGCUGAAAACCGUUUCGGCGUGAGCCAUGCUGUGGAGUCCGCUUCCGUUGUUGCACAGUACCCCUUCGAGACACCUGGCCCUCCCACUACCCUCCGUGUUGCCCAGGCUACAAAGUCCUUCAUGUUGGUUACAUGGAAUCAACCAGCCAGUGAUGGUGGAAGUCCAAUCAUGGGUUAUCACCUGGAAAUGAAGGACUAUAGCAGUAUUCGCUGGACAAAGACUAACAGAGGACGUCUCAUUGCUGAAACAGAAUUUAAAGUGAAUGGGGUAGAAGAAAGCUUGCAGUAUGAAUUCCGUGUUGCUGCUGAGAAUAUUGCUGGCGUUGGACCGUACAGCAAAGCCACUGAGCCUAUAGCUGCAAGAGAUCCAUGUGAUCCUCCUGCUAACCUUACAGUCACAGACAUCACAAGAUCUUCCAUUUCUCUCACUUGGUCCAAGCCAGAGAAUGAUGGUGGAGCCAAGGUGACUGGCUACAUUGUUGAACGCAGGGAGCUUCCAGAUGGUUGUUGGCUGAAGUGCAAUUUCACCAAUCUCCAGGAAACUUGCUAUGACAUUGAAGGUCUUACGGAGGACAUUCAAUAUGACUUCCGUGUUAUUGCAAAGAACUCUGCCGGAGUACUCAGUGAGCCGUCGCAAUGCACAGGUGCCGUCACAGUCAAGGAUAACGUUGUUCUACCUCGCAUUGUCUUGGAUGACAAGUAUAAGAAAUUAGUCGUUGUCAAAGCUGGAGAUGUUCUGAGAAUCGAUGCAGAUAUUUCUGGGCACCCACGUCCAGUCAUUUCCUGGUCAAAAGAUGGUGAAAGGAUUGAGAUCAAGGCAAGAAUAGAGAUCACUUCAACACACACUACCACCACAUUACUAGUCAGAGACACUAUCCGAAGAGACUCGGGUCAGUACACUGUAACAGUGCAGAACAUUGCUGGUACAAGGUCCCUGUCUGUAAACUGUAAGGUUCUUGACCGCCCUGGACCGUCUUCUGGGCCAUUGGAUGUGACUGGUCUGACCGCAGAGAAAUGCACUUUGACCUGGGGACCACCUCAAGAAAAUGGUGGUGCGGAAAUUCUGCGCUAUAUAGUUGAGAAAUGUGAAACCAGUCGUGUCACCUGGACUUCAGUAUAUGAAGACACGAAGGCUACAACAUGCAAGGUCACCAGUCUGCGUAAAGGAAAGGAAUACAUCUUCAGAGUAAAGGCAGUGAAUGAAUAUGGAGAAGGUGAAGCCUUAGAGAGUGAGCCAACCAAGGCCACAGAUCCAUUCACUGUCCCUGCUGCACCGACAGAUGUUGAAGUCACCAGCAUAACAAGUGAGACAAUGGCAAUCUGCUGGAGAAGACCUGAGUCCGAUGGAGGAAGCAGCAUUUCUGGCUACGUUAUUGAGAAACGAGAGAAAUCAGGAAUGCGCUGGGUACAGGUGAACACAAAGCCCGUGAAUGACCUUAGGGUCAAGGCAUCCAAUCUCUGUGAGGGAUGUGAGUAUGAGUACAGAGUCUAUGCAGAAAAUGUUGCAGGCUCGAGUCCCCCAAGUAUUCCUUGCAAACUGACAAAAGCGGAGGAUCCACAAUUCCUGCCGUCCCCACCAGCUAAACCCAAAGUCAUUGACUCAACCAAGACUUCUGUAACUCUUUCGUGGAAUAAGCCGUUGUUUGAUGGGGGAGCUGUUGUAACAGGAUACUGUGUUGAAUAUAAGAGAACGGAUGAGGAGGACUGGUGUGUCAGUGUUUCAAACACAGAGAACACUGGAUUCACUGUCGUUGGUUUGACACCUGGUGCAGAAUAUAUAUUUGUUGUCAAAUCCAUCAACAAGAUUGGUGUCAGUGAGCCAAGUCCUCCUACUGAUCCACAAGCAGCUGAGGACCGAGAAGAGGAACCACAGUUUAAUAUCAGCAAUGAGAUGCGAAAGACUCUUCUUGUAAAGGACGGCAGUUUGUUCACCUUAACUGUGCCGUUCAGCGGGAAACCUGUUCCUAACGUUAUGUGGGACAAGGCAGAUGUUGACCUGAGAGUGAGGGCCAGUAUUCAUACCACUGGUACCGUCACGUCUAUCACGGUGGAACAAGCAACAAGAGACGACUCUGGAAAAUAUACAGUGACUUUACAAAACGUUGCUGGAAAAGUCACAUGUACGUUAAAUGUCAGGGUUCUUGACUCUCCUGGUCCACCGUGCCGUGUUGCGAUCAAAGAUGUUACCAAGAGCUCUGCAACAGUUGCCUGGGAUACCCCAGAAAACGAAGGUGGUGCUGCUGUCACCAACUACCUUGUUGAUAUUCGUGAGGUGAACAACAAGGGAUGGACCAGAGUCACAGAUUCAUGUCCUCGUCUGACCUACAGAGUGUCAGAUCUACAAGAGGGAGGUGUGUACUACUUCAGAGUCACUGGAGAAAACCAGUAUGGAACCGGCUUGCCAGCUGAGACCAAAUACGGAGCAAUGAUUACAGAAAAACCCAGCCCACCACAAACCAUCGAGGUCACCGAGAUCACCAAGGAAAGCGUGUCCUUGUCUUGGAUUAAGCCCGAGAAUGACGGAGGGAGCAGAAUCACCAGUUAUCGUGUCGAUGCUCUCGAGAACGGUCAGGAUAAAUGGGUGAAGUGUGGCGUCACCAAGACCGUCCACUUCGUGGUGUACGACCUGAAGGAAGCUACUCAAUACUUUUUCAGAGUUCGUGCUGAAAACCACGCUGGAUUCAGUGACCCUACAGAAAUGGCUCUCCCUGUGUUAGUUAAAGGGCAACUUGAACCUCCUGAAAUGAACAUGAACAAGUUUCCUGACAAUAUGGUCUACGUCAGAGCAGGAUCAAACCUAAAAUGCCAGAUCCCACUUACUGGGAAACCUGCGCCAAAGAUUUCUCUUUCAAAGGACGAUGUCGUGUUGAAGUCAACGAUGAGAUUCAACUCUGAAGUAACUCCUGAAUAUCUUAUCAUCAUUCUUCGUGAGAGCACUGCUACUGAUUCAGGAAGGUACGACAUAUGUGCCUCCAACACCAGCGGAGCCUCCAGGUCUUUUGUGACCAUCGUGGUCCUGGAUAGACCCAGCGCCCCAGUUGGUCCUAUUGGAAUGUCUGAGGUGACCGAGGACAGCGUGAGUCUGACGUGGCUUCCUCCUCGGUAUGACGGCGGAAGCCCCGUCACAAACUACAUAAUAACCAAACGAGAAACGACAAACGCCGACUGGACCGAAGUCUCCUCGGUCGUUGUGAAAUGCACAAUGAAAAUCAUGAAGCUCAUAACAGGACUGGAGUACCAGUUCAGAAUCAGGGCUGAAAAUCGCUACGGCAUCAGUGAGUACAGCGACUCUGCAACCGUCAGAGUGGAUCUCAACUACACCGUCCCUGAAUCUCCGUCACCCCCUAUCGUUACGUCUGUAACCAGAGAAAGCGUCACCGUCGCCUGGACGGAGCCGAACUGGAAUGGAGGGAGACCAGUCGUUGGAUACCAUCUUCAGAUGAAGGACAAGAACAGCAUCCUGUGGCAGACGGUUAACAAAACCGUUAUCCGUGCCACACACUUCAAAGUGACCAACGUCAUCGUUGCUGGUCUCGUCUAUGAGUUCAAGGUGGCAGCGGAAAACGCAGCCGGAUGCGGUCCCCUUAGCAAGAUCUCAGACGCUGUACUGGCCAUUGAUGCUUGUGAGCCUCCGACCAACGUGCGGAUCACUCACAUCAGAAAGUCCUCCGUCAGACUCGAAUGGCUGAAGCCUACUUACGACGGUGGUAGCAAGGUAACGGGAUACCUGGUUGAGAAGAAAGAGGGCGAACGAGACAGGUGGACGAAGGCCAACUUAACCAACGUUUCUGACACACACUACACUGUGACCGAGCUGAACGAGUGUGUGGUUUACGAAUUCAGAGUCGUGGCUAAGAACGCAGCGGGGUCAGUCAGUAACCCGUCCACCACUGCCGGCCCGGUGAUGUGUGUGGACACGGACGCUUACGAAGGAGAUUAGAAUGGUUUUAAUUUGAUUUGUUUAAUUGUCAGAGGCUUUGCUAUUUUUUAUUUGUUGUGAAAAGUGGUCGAAGUCGUUAAAUUUUCAUUUUUGUUUUGUUUUUUCUUUAAAAGUUGAGAUUUCCGUAUUCGAUGUGGUUACUGAAAUAGCUAUUUGUUUUGAUUUGGUAGACGAUAUUUCUGUUCUGAUAGCUGAUUUUAAUAGCGUAGAGAAUAGAUUUGAUAUGCUUCAACUAUUGUCUGACUUGUUGGGAAAAUGGUCAAAAAUAGUUGAUUUGUGUGCGUAAAUCACAGUGUUAACGGUGGAUGGAAGGUUGGAUGUCGUCAUUUGUUUAUUUAGAGUGUGAGUUUUACAAUGUGGAAGAAAUCCCAUGAAAACAUAUUGUCAGCCGUGUGGACAGGUGUCCCCAGUCAGUUGGACUGUUGGCAUGGUUUCUACAUGUGGACAGGUGUCCCCAGUCAGUUGGACUGUUGGCAUGGUUUCUACAUGUGGACAGGUGUCCCCAGUCAGUUGGACUGUUGGCAUGGUUUCUACAUGUGGA